AACCUAGUUAGUUUAGGUAUAAUUUUUUGUUGUUUUUAAUUGAAAAGCGAUGUAUAAUAUAAUAGGUAAUUAUUUAUAGGUAGGUCUAAUAUGAGUAACGAAGACGAAUUUAUGAAGCAGUAUAUGGAGACUUGUAAAGAGCAAAUAGAAAAGUUAGCUAAAGACCCCGAAUUGCUCAAUCAAACUUUAAAGCCAUUUAUGCAAAUGUCACAACAACUUAUGGCUGGUGGUUUGCUAGAUGGAGCUGCACCUAAUGCUAUGAUACCAGAUUCAGGUAGUAUGGAUAUUAAUAAAAUGAUUGCUCAAAUUGAAGGGAUGAUUAAUUACAUCAAAAGCUCUUAUAAAGAAGUGAUUAAGUCAUAUAGUAUACAAGAUGAUAUGAUUAAAAACCUUGAUGAAUCUAGCAGAAAAUUAAGGUCAUUAGUUAAAAAGUUAAUAGAAAAAAUCUCAGAGAAAUAAACAUUAGGGCUCUUAAUACCGUAAUAGUAUAGAGCCCCAAGUGAGCCCUGCACCGAUUGCUAUAAGCAUCACGGUAUUGCCAUGUUUUACUUUUAAUUCCUGUACUCCGCAAUCUAAAGCUAAUGGAAUUGAUGCAGCUGAAGUAUUUGCAUGUUUCUCAACCACAUUGAUAACUUUUUCAAUGGGAAAAUCUAAUUUUUUUGUUACUGACUCAAUAAUACGAAUAUUUGCUUGAUGAGGAAUAAACCAAUCCACAUCACUGAUUUUAAGAUGAUUAUGUUCUAGUGUUUCUUCUAUCACACUUGCUAAUUUAUCUACUGCAUGUUUAAACACCUCUCUUCCGUUCAUGCAUAUUUUUCCUGAAUCAACAGUAGAAGAUACACCACCACUUGUAUGUAGUAUGUCUGUAUUACCAUCAGAGUGCAGGUUAGUUGAUACUAUACCUCUUGUAAAAUUUUCUGGUACCUCAGUUUUAGUGUUAUAUGCUGCA
This is a messenger RNA of Cinara cedri, 949 nucleotides long. The record is from the annotation of a GenBank genome assembly. NCBI's taxonomy places the organism in Eukaryota, Metazoa, Arthropoda, Insecta, Hemiptera, Aphididae.